AUGGUCGACCGUGGCAGCGCCCCAUACCACGGCAAGGUCAUGGUUAUACCCCGAGCUGCUCUACUAACAUCUACAACAAAGACGACCACUACAGCAACAGCCUCCGCAACAACAGCUACUCUUGCUCUCGCAACACUCACAACAAAUACCAGCACGACAACGACAACCUCAGCUGUAACAACCACGGUAUCAUCAGCGACUAACGCAAAGUCUAUUAUGUGCACGACACUAAAAACAUCUAUUGCUGAGCAACCCAACAACUCAAACAAAAGCCAAACACCCAAGCGUUUGCGCAGUUCUCCAGAAAAAGCAGAAAUAAAUGCAAGCAAGAAAACAGGGAAAUUGUCCUCAAAACAACAACAGCUCACAUAUUGGCUGAGUAAACCACCGUCAGAGAAUAGAUUUGAUAUACUGGACCAAGAGAACGAAUUAGAAGAGAACGAACUAGAAGAGAAUGAAACAGAAGAGACGCAAACUCUUAAUUCAAUAACAACAAAGCCCAAAUAUGUACCAAAGCAACCACCGAUCUACGUACAAAAAGUCCAAGUAUUAGGCACUCUUAUCAAAGCUCUUAAUGAAUGUAUACAAAAUAACUAUGAACUAAAAGUACUUAAGAACAAUGAAACAAAGAUACAAACGAAGGAAUCAACGCAUUAUUCAGCAACAAUAAAACUACUUAAAGAACGAAAUACUCAAUACUAUACAUUCCGACCAAAGGAAGAAAAAGGGUUUAAAGUAAUUCUGCGCAAUAUGCAUCAUUCUACAGACAUAAAUGACAUUAAAUCUGAACUCACUGAAUACGGUCAUGAUGUAACAAAUAUUUUUAACAUCCUCAAAAGCGACUCAAAGCAACCUAUACCUUUAUUCCCACUGGAAAUCAAAACAAAUAGUAACAGCAAAGAUAUAUAUAUACAAUAUAACAAAUCUAUUGCAUUGUAA
Messenger RNA from Anastrepha obliqua, 939 nucleotides. RefSeq names its product probable serine/threonine-protein kinase DDB_G0275165. Bases 1 to 939 code for a protein of 312 amino acids. Lineage: Eukaryota; Metazoa; Arthropoda; Insecta; Diptera; Tephritidae. The transcript has 2 exons. The record is from RefSeq and is a predicted model, not a curated record.